AUGGAGAACAAACAUUUGUUUGAAGGAAAGAUAGUGCUGGAUGUCGGUAGCGGUACAGGUAUAUUAUCUUUAUUUGCUGCACGUGCAGGAGCGCAGCAUGUAUACGGUAUAGAGUGCUCAGAAAUAAUAAACAUUGCUAGAAAGAUAGCAGCAGCAAACGGAUAUGAAAAUUGUAUAACGUAUAUAGAGGGAAAAGCUGAAGAAAUUGAGCUGCCUGUACAGCACGUUGAUGUUAUUAUCUCCGAGUGGAUGGGCUAUUUCUUGCUCUAUGAGAGCAUGCUCGAUACAGUUAUAUACUGCAGAGACAGGUGGCUGGCUGAAGGCGGCAUACUCCUUCCUGAUAAAGCACACCUCUAUAUUGCUGCUAUUGAAGACGCAGAUUAUAAAGAAGAGAAGGUUGGGUACUGGGAUAAUGUCUACGGCUUAGAUUUCUCUGUUGUCAAGAAUUGCAUCAUUGAAGAGCCGAUCGUAGACACUGUAGAUGAAGCUGCUGUCGCUACCAACUCCUGCUGCGUCCUGGAGAUCGACUUAACAACUUGCACAAAAGAAGAAUUGAAUUUCUGUUCUGCUUAUAAUAUACAAUUAAAGAGAAAGGAUUUCUUGCAUGCAUUUGUAGCCUGGUUCGAUGUUGUGUUUAGCUACUGUCAUAAGCCUGUUGUUCUGAGCACUUCACCUUUAUCUAGAUAUACUCACUGGAAGCAGACUGUGUUUUAUAUGGAACAUGUCUUAGUAGGUGAAGUAGGAGACAGCGUAACAGGUUUAAUUGCUGUGAGAAAGAACAAGAAAAACCCUAGAGAUCUAGAUAUUAAAAUCUCAUACAAGUUUCAAAAUCGCCUAACACCUAAACCCAUUCAUAACACGCAAUUCUACAGACUCAGAUAG
Molecule: messenger RNA, 882 nt
Organism: Eimeria acervulina
Lineage: Eukaryota; Apicomplexa; Conoidasida; Eucoccidiorida; Eimeriidae
Product: arginine N-methyltransferase 1, putative
Exons: 4
Coding region: 1-882 (293 amino acids)
Biological process (GO): peptidyl-arginine methylation
Cellular component (GO): nucleus
Molecular function (GO): protein-arginine N-methyltransferase activity
Source: RefSeq, a predicted model, not a curated record